AUGACACGCAAAGACGGAACAGAGUCGGGAAAUGACGAAGUCCAAAAUCAAAUGGUUGCACAAGAGUCAGUAUCUGUAGAAGAGGUAAAAAUGUUGAGACAACAGAUGGCCGAAAUGUAUGAAGCUUGGAUGAAUGGGCAGGCUCCCUCAUCUUCAAUUCGGGAAUACCUGAAUGUCAAUAUACCAUUCCCCAUUCAAGUCUCAACAAGUGACCUGAUUUAUCCACCUAGAUUUGGACCCUACGUUAACACAUCUAAUACUGCUGAAACUUCCUCGGUACACCCAUUGAAUCCAUCCAUGAUGAAUAAUCCACUCUUCAUGCCAACUGUGCAAACUAAUGCAAUUACUCAACCAACACUAGUACAAAAAUCCAAUGAUGAUCAUAUACCCAAAGAUCAAUACGGCCAAGGUCAGGCCCCUAAAUUGACUUUCAAAAUUCCUGAUUCUUACCACCACACUCAUCAAUACAAUUCCCCCGUCGAGGUUGGAAAAACCAUUAAGGACAAGGAACAUGAAGAAAUUGCAAGAAAAAUGAGGAGGUUCAAAACUCCAAAGUUUGAUAAGUAUAAUGGUCAUGGCGACCCAGUGGCUCAUUUGAAAAGAUUUUGUAAUCAGCUAAGGGGAGCCGAAGGAAAAAAAGAACUUCUUAUGGCUUACUUUGGAGAAAGUCUAACGGGUGUAGCCUCAAAAUGGUUUAUCGAUCAAGAUAUUUCUCGAUGGCAUGUCUGGGAUGACAUGGCGCAAGAUUUUGUCCAACAAUUCCACUACAAUAUCGAUAUUGUUCCGGAUCGUAAUUCCCUAGCUAAUAUGAAGAAAAAAUUGUCUGAAAGCCUUAGGGAAUAUGCCAUAAGAUGGAGGGAGCAGGCGGCUAGAGUCAAACCGCCGAUGAAAGCCUAUGAAUUGAUUGAUGUUUUUCUCCAGGCACAAGAACCUGACUACUUUCAUUACCUUCUCGCUGCAAUGGGAAAGCCUUUCGCCGAAGCAAUUAAGAUCGGAGGACUGGUAGAGAACGACAUAAAAUCGGGUAAAAUUGUAAGCCAGACAGCCAUUAGAGCUACCACGCAAGCAAUAUAA
Molecule: messenger RNA, 1074 nt
Organism: Solanum stenotomum
Lineage: Eukaryota; Viridiplantae; Streptophyta; Magnoliopsida; Solanales; Solanaceae
Exons: 2
Coding region: 1-1074 (357 amino acids)
Source: RefSeq, a predicted model, not a curated record